This is a messenger RNA of Bombina bombina (fire-bellied toad), 1256 nucleotides long. It is a transcript of the gene PFN4, whose product is annotated as profilin family member 4. The coding region runs from base 73 to 459 and encodes 128 amino acids. The record is from RefSeq and is a predicted model, not a curated record. The transcript has 5 exons. Gene Ontology annotation, cellular component: cell cortex. Lineage: Eukaryota; Metazoa; Chordata; Amphibia; Anura; Bombinatoridae. Gene Ontology annotation, molecular function: actin monomer binding.
GGAAGAUGUAAAAACCACUCGUAUACAUGAGUUGAAUUUGUGCAGAGCAUUAGGCACUGGGCAUAAGGUGAAAUGAACCAAAUACAGAAUUUGCUCUAUGAUGCCCUGAUUAGCACACGGCACGUGGACAGUGCUGCACUCAUCAAGAUAAAACAAGGUGUCGUCAUUACAUCCCCCCCACAGUUUACUGUGAAAACGCAGCAGGUUCAAGAUGUGAUUAACGCCUUUAAGAAUACUCCUGCAAUACGAAAAGAAGGACUUUGUUUCCAGGGAAAGAAUUAUGAAUGCAUCCGUGCUGAUAAAAACUCCAUCUACGCUAAAUAUGGAGGUGAGGGUAUUGUGUUAGUUAAAAGCAAAUCUCAGAUCCUGAUUGCCACUUACCGUGAGGGCAUGUAUCCCAGCGUGUGUGUAGAGAGUACUGAGACACUAGCCUCUUAUUUCCGGGAGAAGGAGACAUAACAUUACUCAGCUUUCUUUACAUCAGAAGAUGCCCUGUAGUGUGAAGAAUAAGUAUACUAAACUCUGAAAGUAAACUUUACAAGCAGUUUAUAUGUAGUGUAAGGACAUAUCCUACAUGGACUAUUAGCACUGUAUAAUUGGAUACUAUUGUAUAGGAUUUAAGAUUAUCUAAGACUCAGGACUCAAUUUUCAAAAACUCUCUACCUUGAAGUAAAAUUAUAGUGCAGACUUCAGAGGUGCAAAACUCUCUGAAUUCUCUAAGAAAAGGGGAGGAAUCUGGAAGUCCCAGGCCCCUGUAUUCAAAACAUCUAUAUAUAUGGCGAUAUAUUCCAAAAAAAUCGGCCGCACCUCUCUGUCCCAACAAGUGGUGAUAUAUCCCAUAGGAUAUAUUAAGGAUCGCAACUUCUGCAGAAGUCCACCGACAUCAUCACUUUGCUGCAAUGUAGGGGAGGGGGGCUCUCUUCAAGGUGUGUUUACGAAAACAAAAAUGGUUUCUGUGUAGUAACAGUUCAAACUAUGCAUAUGUAAAUUCAAUUUCACUGUACAUUCACUAAAUUUGUCAUGCUGGAAAAUCUCGCCACUGAAAAGCUGGCGACACAGAUAUGGCUAAAAAGGUAUAGCUAAAAUGGAGGACAGUGCUUUGAAUAUUGGAAACCCACGGAUAUGUUUCUCCAUUAAAAUACAGGUUGCUCCCAUGGAACGCCCUUGAAACUCCCACGGAAUGCCUAUUAAUUUUUGAUGAUGUCUUCAAUCCACCUUGUUAAUAAAUAAAUAAAAAAAUAUUGCUAUUAAACCUA